Corticium candelabrum is the source of this 1469-nucleotide messenger RNA. RefSeq names its product UDP-galactose translocator-like. Gene Ontology annotation, molecular function: pyrimidine nucleotide-sugar transmembrane transporter activity. Gene Ontology annotation, biological process: pyrimidine nucleotide-sugar transmembrane transport. Lineage: Eukaryota; Metazoa; Porifera; Homoscleromorpha; Homosclerophorida; Plakinidae. Bases 110 to 1159 code for a protein of 349 amino acids. The transcript is spliced from 3 exons. The record is from RefSeq and is a predicted model, not a curated record. Gene Ontology annotation, cellular component: Golgi membrane.
UCUCCGAGGCGACAUGUUAUCCGGGGACUUUAUUAUUGAAAAGUUUAAUAACUAAACUGAGGGUGGAUUUGUUGCUGCCAUCGCCUAAUUUAUUUCAUGUUUUAUUCGGAUGGAAGAAGGUCGUAAGGAUGUCAUCAUGCCAGCGUCCAAAAAAGGAGGUUCGUGGUUGAAGUACGUCAGUCUUUGUGUGUUGGUCGUACAGAAUGCCGCCAUGGUUCUGACGACUCGCUACUCUCGCACAGUUCCCGGAGAUAUGUUCAUUGCCACGACGGCGGUUGUGAGCGCCGAGUUCAUGAAACUAGCGACGUGCCUUGUCGUUUUGGGAUUCGAGCAUCGGAUGGGUCUCUUUGGCGUCUUGUGGCAACAUCUCUUUGUACAGUGUGUUGACUGUCUCAAGUUGGCUGUGCCUGCGCUGCUCUAUACUGCGCAGAAUAAUCUCCUGUAUGUGGCAAUAGGGAAUCUUGAUGCUGCAGUUUUUCAGGUUACAUAUCAACUAAAAAUUUUGACGACUGCAUUAUUCUCUGUUGUAAUUCUGAGGAAAUCAUUAGUCCGUUUACAAUGGCUUUCAUUGCUGAUACUAUUUGCUGGAGUGUCGAUCGUCCAAGUGCAGCAACACCAACAACACACCAAUCAGUCCCAGUCUCAGUCAUCACCCUCUAAUGCUCAAAAUCCACUAGUUGGUCUUGCAGCAGUCGUAGUAGGAUGCCUGUUUUCGGGAUUUGCCGGUGUGUACUUUGAAAAGAUCCUGAAAGGCACGCAAGCGUCUAUAUGGCUACGAAACGUUCAGUUGGGAUUGUUCGGUACAAUACUGGGUCUGAUCGGAAUGGUGAUGAAAGAUGGAGCUGUAGUAGCUGACAAAGGGUUUUUCUUCGGCUACAGUCCACUCGUUUGGGGCGUGAUCGCCCAACAGGCAUUCGGUGGACUUCUUGUUGCCGUCGUUGUUAAAUACGCCGAUAACAUUUUGAAAGGCUUUGCGACAUCGAUAGCGAUCAUGUUGUCAUGCAUCGCGUCGAUCUUCCUUUUCGACUUUCAUCUUACGUCGAAGUUUACUACCGGCGCUGGACUUGUUAUACUGGCGGUUUACUUGUAUGGUCGACCGUCUAAAGUGGCGAGCUCGACUUCGUCUGGGUCGAAGCAGUCAGCAGAGUCAAAGAGUUAGUAGUAAUGAAAGGUGAAGAGACUGAGUGUCUACAGAGUGACGCUUGGGUUGUUAUGUCGUGGAUAGCUUGUGAUGUAUGACACAGGCAUAUACGGAUAAUUGCAUCAGAUAUAUUGAGCUUGCUGAAGUACCUUUGUAAGUGGGACUUUGCUUGGGUCGAUUGAGUAUGGUGUGAACAACUUAUUGGGUGAAGGAUGGUAUACUACUGUUGUUUGGUCAAAUACGAUUGUGCAAGGAUAUGUGUACAUGAUCAUGUCGGUACUGUGUAUAUGUGCACACUAUCAUGCAUACAAAUAAAAGUUAUGAAUAU